AUGACUGUCAAAGCUGUAAAAAUGCCGUGCACCGCUCCAAAUGUUUAUACUAAAGUGCCUGACGGAGGAUGGGGCUGGACGAUUGCUUUUGCUUUCUUCUUUGUGGAAGCUCUAACCUACGGCAUUAUAAAAUCGUUUGGCGUCUUCUUUAACGACCUGAUGGAGAGCUUUGACGAAACCAACAGCAGGAUAUCCUGGAUAAUAUCCAUAUGUGUCUUUGUGCAGACCUUCACAGCUCCUCUGUCGACGGUGCUCAGCAAUCGCUUCGGUCACCGCUUUGUGGUGAUGGCCGGAGGGGUACUGAUCAGCACCGGCAUGGUCACCGCCUCCUUCGCCCAUACUGUUGUGGACAUGUACGUCGCCAUCGGCGUCGUCUCCGGCCUCGGAUACUGCCUCUCUUUCCUCCCGACUGUCACCAUUUUGUCACAGUAUUUUGACAAAAGACGCUCGCUGGUCACAGCAGUGGCAUCGACAGGGGAAUGCUUUGCUGUUUUCUCCUUUGCACCAGCAAUCACAGCUCUGAAGGAGCAGAUCGGCUGGAGAUACAGCCUCCUCUCCAUCGGGGUGCUGCAGCUCAGCAUCGUCGUCUGCGGAUCGCUGUUGCGACCCAUUAUCAUCAAAGAGCAAGAAGAAGCGAAAGUGCAGCCUCCGGAAGAGCCGGCGGAGACCAAGUACAUGCUUGAAAACGAGCAAACGCGCACCUCAAUAGAGUCCAUAGACUCAGGAGUAGAAAUAACUACCUCACCCAGCAAUGUGCCUGGAAACACCAAAGCAGAGCCGAAAAGUGAAGAACCAAAGGAACACGUACAGAUACUUGUGGAAAAUCACAGCACCCCUCCAGAACCAAAAACCAAACUACUGGACUUCUCAGUAAUGAGAGACUAUAGCUUUAUCUGCUAUGCCUUCUUUGGCCUGUUCGCUACCCUGGGCUUCUUCGCUCCCUCCCUCUACAUCAUUCCCCUGAGUCUCAGCCUUGGCAUCGGCAAAGACCACUCCGCGUACAUCCUGUCGGCCAUGGCCAUUGCGGAGGUCUUGGGAAGAAUUUCAGCGGGCUGGGUUCUCAACAAGAAGCCGAUCCGCAAGAUCUACAUUGAACUCAUCUGCGUCGUUCUGCUGUCUGUAGCGUUGUUUGCCUUCCCUUUUGCCUCCGGAUUCUGGGGCUUGAUGACAUGUAGCAUCUUUUUUGGGUUCAUGCUCGGAACGGUAGCGGGCACGCAUAUUCCCCUCCUGGCAGAAGACGAUGUGGUUGGCAUCACAAAGAUGUCUUCUGCAGCUGGAGUCUACGUCUUCAUUCAAAGCUUCGCUGGGUUGGCUGGACCACCCCUUGCAGGUGUCUUAGUGGAUACGACACAGAAUUACAGCUCGGCCUUUUACUCCUGCGCUGCUGGCAUGGUGCUGGGUGCCGUGUGCCUGGCCCUGGUGAGACCGUGCAAGGCUGGGCUGUGCCUCCGCUGGCAGCGCUGCCCCGAGGAGAGCGUGGCCGAGGCCCUGCCGGACUUACCGGAUGACUUUAUUGACAUGGAUAUUGGAAAAGCAGAAAAUUCAGGAAAAGGCUGUGACUGCGUGGCGUAA
Messenger RNA from Opisthocomus hoazin, 1572 nucleotides. RefSeq names its product solute carrier family 16 member 6 (gene SLC16A6). Gene Ontology annotation, biological process: transmembrane transport; monocarboxylic acid transport. NCBI's taxonomy places the organism in Eukaryota, Metazoa, Chordata, Aves, Opisthocomiformes, Opisthocomidae. Gene Ontology annotation, molecular function: monocarboxylic acid transmembrane transporter activity. The record is from RefSeq and is a predicted model, not a curated record.